GGGGUUCUUAUCGCGCUCUCAUCCAGGCCUCACCAUUUGUUUGUCUUAUCGCAGGCUAGUGGGCUUAUUUUUUUCCUCAUAUACCAGGAUCAGUUUUGAGAUACACCAUCGUUGAUGGCAUGAGACGUCUUCAGUUCACCGCGUCAGACAGGUGAACUCCCAGCGCUUACCCCGCAUUCAGUGAGUGAGACUGCGCCAUGGAGCCCAACGCCCCUGGAAGGCUCCAUCUCUACUCGCUUCCGAACGAGGUGUUCGUGCAGAUACUGUCACCGUUCACCACUCGCGAACUCCUCCCAUUGGCCACCGUUUCCCAGCGCUUCCACGCCCUAGUCCUGCGUCUGCUGCACUACAGGCUCUUGCUCUCUGCGAACUUGGCAGAGUACAAACUAAUUCUAGAGUGCUUCCACCCGACAUCGAAACUGAUUGAACCUCACGUUUUCUGCACAUACCUCGGUACACCAGGUUUGAGUGACAAGUACGAGGGCGAUGGCUCGCUGUACGAGAACCUCGACACAGCAGAGAAACUCGGAAGACUUGGCUCGCUAUAUUCAAGAUUCAAACCGGAGUCUCCGGACGAAGAAUCACCGGCUCUCAGACGCCCAGUUAAUCUGGAAGGAUUUGAGGGAUUUUCCCAGCUAUGCGUGGUUGUGAAUGUAGUCAAAGCGUUGCCGGGCACUACCCAUCUGCUCAGUGCAGUUAACGUCGAGGAUGGCGUGAUUAGGUUGUUCCGAGGCUGGCUAAAGAGUCAAGCAAAUGAUCCGCAAAGCUUUCCAGACCAACAUACGUUGUGGGUUACCCAGAGCAAGAAUGUUGGCCUCAAAUUUCGGGUCCGGGAAGUGACCAGGUUAGACACCAGUCUUCCUGUGCUAAUACAUCGUGAUGAAGAAUCGUUCUUGACCUAUGAGAUAGUUAUUGAUGAGCUCCUGGUGCGCACCACGCGCUUGCUCCUGACUGUAGAGAAGUCGCUUCAAGAGCAGCAACAUUACCCCAAUGCAGUGGUCUUUGGUAGAGCUUUUGGGUAGUAUUGAGCGAUGCCACGGGGUAGAGACAGGUCUCGAAGCCAAGUCACCAAUUGGGUCAUCUGGCUUGGGUCCAUCGAAAUUCGAGCGAGUCAUAGUACAGAUCGCCUCGUUUGCUGUACUACAUGAAAUGUCAAUAUCCAUGUUUCUAGUAUAGCAUAGUCCUUUUAUGCUCUCUUGGUCAUUUUUAGUGGAUGGGAAUCGCAAACGAAUGACCUCUCAAGGCGACAAAUCCAAGGAAGCGCAUGAAGAUUAUUUACUCAAUCUGUCCCUCAAUAUCCGCUCACUUGGCCUGCUUAUAAGUUGCUCACUUUACCUCAAAAUUCUGCUCAUUCUGCCUGCCUCCCUAGGUAGUAUCUAGCCCUCUCAAACACAAGCUAACAGCACUACUUCUCUUCCUCGAUGUCCCUGACUCAUAUGUUGGAUGUAUGUAUAUGAAGCUCUAACCCUACAAUCCCCUCGGUGUAGAGCAC
Messenger RNA from Aspergillus calidoustus, 1492 nucleotides. The record is from the annotation of a GenBank genome assembly. NCBI's taxonomy places the organism in Eukaryota, Fungi, Ascomycota, Eurotiomycetes, Eurotiales, Aspergillaceae.